CUUUAGUUUUCGUCUGGGGCCACGUCCUCUCUGACACCGAAUAGGCUAUCGGUGGAUUUUUCCAUGCAAAAAAUAACCGAGAAAAUAAUGAACACUCGGCUGUAGAUAUGUCUCAUCCCCGUGCUGUUUAGAUUGUCCAUCCAUCAAAGAGUUCGAUAAAACGAAAGACCAGAAGUGUUACAGGUUAGUCUAAUAAUUCUGGAAAAAUAUGUCUGGCUUCGAGGAAAACCCCUUUGGCGAGCCAACUGUCAACGAUCCCUUCUCGGAUCCCUCGGUGCAGCGUGCAGUAGGCACGAAUCCUAUUCCUCGAGGAAUUGAGGAUUACAAUCCAUUUGCCGAGCCUGGAUCACAAGCAAAUGCCCAGCAAGUUCGUGGUGCAUCAAAUCCACCCCUUUACGGUGGUUAUGGAGCGACACCCGUUCCAGCCACAUUACCGGCGACAAAUCAAGAUCCACCACCUCCGGCGUAUGCACGAUCACCACAGCAGACUGUUCCUACGACGUUGUCACCCAGUGCUGAGCAACAGAGGGCUGAGGAGGAGUGGAAAGCCAGGACUGAGGAGGAGGCGAGACGACCGUCAUAUCCUCCCAACGGAAACAAUUGGCCACCAUUACCCGAUAAGUGCUGCUUCCAGCCGUGCUUUUACCAAGACAUUGACUUUGAAAUUCAACCAAAUUUUCAAAGAAUCGUCAGACACCUGUAUUACCUCUGGAUGUUUCACGGUUUAGUAUUACUACUCAAUGUAUUGGGAGGAUUGGUCCUGCUGUUGGCAGACGGGGAGUUUGGAACAUUCGGUCUCGGUAUUCUCUACUUCAUUCUCUUCACACCAUUCUCAUUCAUCUGCUGGUUCCGGCCGGCGUACAAAGCAUUCAAGACCGACAGCUCCAUCAACUUCAUGGUCUUUUUCUUCAUAUUCUUCUUCCAACUCGUUGUCACGAGUAUUCAGGCUAUUGGAAUACCUGGCGCUGGCACUUGUGGUAUCAUCAAGGCGAUAAACUCUUUCGGUCACAGUGCAAAGGACACUUUUGUUGGCAUUUUCAUAUUAUUGAUCGCCAUUUGUUACUGUGUAGCGGUCGCUGGUGACCUUCUACUUCUGUCCAAGAUUCACCGAAUGUAUCGCUCCUCCCCAGCAAGUAUGUCGAAAGCCCAGCAAGAGUUUACCACGACUUUCCUGAGAAACGAGCAUGUUCAGAGUGCAGCUGGUAACGUAGCAGCUAGUGCUGUUCGUGCCCAAAUGACAAACGCCACCCAGCCGCGUUACUGAACAUGAACACUUUGUGAGUCCAUUGAAGAAAAAAAAAUCAAUAACUAAAAUAAAGAACAAAAAAACCGAUGUAGAUACUGCGUCUCACCCACCAUAGUUCAGCUCGACGAGUAGAAUUAUUCUCCCCUGAAGCUCUGAUGUAUGCAUACUAACAGCUGAAUGCGAUUUACGUCUCUUUGUCGACCCAGAGGGGAUCAAAUUUAUCACAGAGCUCUGGGCUCUCUUAUUUAUUCAUAAAAGAAUGAACAAAAACAAUCAAUUUGAUACAAAGGGGGGAACGCACGUGCAAAUUGAUAACAUUAAUAUUCAAUCAGUGUCUCGUUUAUUGCUUUACUGACUCUUUCGAGGUUUAUCGUUAUUGUUUCCACGAAACUUGUGAGUAUUAAUCUGUAUAUCAUCAUUGGUGGAUUGAGGAUUUGCUGUGAAGACUUUUUACAGUUAUUUCUGGUGAUAAUGACUACAUUGAGUGUAAUUAUACGUAUGCUAUCGUAUUAUAUGCACAGUCAUUCUGACGAUUUUUUUAAUUGUUAAUGAACUCUGUUGAAUUAACGACGUCGAGUAUUUAAUUAAUUAAAAUUUGUUUUUCUUUUCUGAUUUAAAACUAGUCGGUCACAAUUCAAAAUUAUUCGAGGAAUAAACGACUGCGUUUGCUUUAUUUUCUAUAGUGUCUUCAUCAUUGGAAGAAUAGAUCAUUUAACAGUGCACUGUUCGCUAACGAAGUUCUAUGGGUCAAACAAAUGUAAAAAUCAUUGAAAUGACAAAAUGAUGAUAGACGAGUUAUUCGGACACGAGUAUGUAUCGUUAUUUUUAUAUAGUCUCUAGGGAAAUGUGAGGGGGUGCGGAGUUACGGAGUCCCACGUGAAUUCGUAUUCAUAUAAUGUUUGAUUAUAGUACAGCAACAAUAAACAAUUUAAUUUUUACAAGGAUGUCGUUAUUAAAAUUAUGUGAGAAUUUAUGUUUAGUGCGUUAGGCCGCUGGGACUUUUCAUUACGUUAGAUGAAUAAAUCAUUUUAAUGAAUAAUUUAAUGGAAGUGAGGAUAUUUGAUGAUUGGAAAAAUUGAAAAAUUCGUGUCAGGGGUGAAUGGAAUGUUAAUUGAGGACCUGCUGUUGAUAUGGUGAGGGAUGAUGAAUUCUUGAUGAGAGUGAAUAUUAAUUACUGUUGAUUGUCUGACGAGGAGCCCAGCAGGUGCUCCAAACCGAGUAAUUCCAAUAGUUCUGUUGCUGAAAAAAAUGAAAAAAAAAGAGUGAAGAAACCAAUUGAAUGGGCAUGCGAGUUGUUUAGUGGGGAAAAUGUCAGAGUUCUAACUUUCUUGAUUAAAUACGGCCAUUGGAUCCUUGGGGAAUGGACAGCCAGCGUCAUUGUACGUGGGAAUUGUACCAACAAGUUGAGCUGCAACUAUUGCGUCCAUAAUAUCGACUUCCUUCUUGUACAUUAAUCUUGCAUGACCCUCCGCCAGUCUUAAAUAUCGAAGUGAAGUCUUAUUAAUUUAUCGAUAUAAUAAAGUUGUACGAUUAAUCA
Molecule: messenger RNA, 2783 nt
Organism: Diachasma alloeum
Lineage: Eukaryota; Metazoa; Arthropoda; Insecta; Hymenoptera; Braconidae
Gene: Scamp
Product: secretory carrier-associated membrane protein 5
Exons: 7
Coding region: 209-1264 (351 amino acids)
Biological process (GO): protein transport
Cellular component (GO): recycling endosome membrane; trans-Golgi network membrane
Source: RefSeq, a predicted model, not a curated record